AUGAGCAAGAUACUACUAGUCUCUCUACUCUCGGGCCUAGCACUAGCUGGAGCCUAUGAUUCCCUAGGGACCCUUGGCUCAUCAAUUCCAGAUGACCUAGACGCAAGUGCGCGUGAGAUUAUCAGGGAUGCCCAGCAAAAUCCCAACGCAACACGAGCUGUUGCUUUUAGGCCGUUCAACUCAGCUGCAAGAGCCGGCAAUACUCAGUCUCUAGCCGACGUUGAAUGGACGUGGCGUGUCAAUAUUAGCGAAUAUGCAAUGCCGGAUAACGAAAAGAAAGGCGCUGCCGUCGAUUCCCGCAUCAUCAGCACUGCAUACGACUUUUCUUGGGCUGGCGCUGGAGACAUGAGCUCUCAGCUUGACCUGUCCGAGGGCGGCCUUUGCUUUACUAUCAUGGAUGCUCCUAAGGACUUUCCUGUGAACGUCACCAACUCUUACACAAAGGAUGAUGUAAACAGCGCCAGCUGCAAUCCCGUCCUUGGACAGGCAUGUGUUGAUGCCAUCGUAUCCCAAGCCAAUAGAGAGACCGGAUCCCCAGUUCGUUGCUCCGCGCCCCAGCGCAGUUGGUAUGCACUACCAGAGUGUCAGAGUACACUGGGUUACACGGAUACUGUACUUGGAACUUGGGGUGCAGUAACGUUUAGCUACGGGUUCUUCAACCACAGUAGCAAUUCGACCAACAGCUGGGAGAACGGUGAGGGAUGGUAUGGGUCUUUCAGCGCCCCGCAAAACCGCAGCGGGGGUGCAGAGUACUAUACCGCAACAAAUCGCCUACAGAUCAUAUUGGUCAAUCCAAUAGUGCGCGGACCGGGGUCUUCAGGGACUCUGGAGAAUGCUCCAUACAUACAGGGCCCCCAGCUCUCAUGUAUGCGUGUCAAUACCACGAAGCUCCCAACAGGGGACCUUGACGGCAACGGUGUGGUUCUGACUAGCGAGGCUGUUAUGCAAAGUGUUGGGGUAUCUCUGAUGCAUACAGCGGUCUCAUCACGUUCUUUAGGGCUUUUUGUGGUUCUUUCAAUCAUGUUUACAAUAGAGGUUGCCGGACACCUUCCAUAG
Messenger RNA from Neoarthrinium moseri, 1056 nucleotides. RefSeq lists its product as uncharacterized. Bases 1 to 1056 code for a protein of 351 amino acids. The transcript has 2 exons. NCBI's taxonomy places the organism in Eukaryota, Fungi, Ascomycota, Sordariomycetes, Amphisphaeriales, Apiosporaceae. The record is from RefSeq and is a predicted model, not a curated record.